UCAGUCUUCAGAACCUUCUUCCUUUGCCAGUAGGGUCAGAGUAUUUAACCUGGGAUUCUUAUCUCUAAAUUAUUAAAAUGGCCAGGUUUUCCUCUUUUUCCCUAUUUUUCCUAAUAGCUGGCUCUUAUAUGACUCCAAAAUGUUUCAACAUGGAAAUUCUUGGAGGCCAAGAAGUGUCACCUCACUCUGAGCCAUUUAUGGCCUCCAUCCAGAGUGCUGGAAGUCACGUGUGCGGAGGAGUUCUGAUCCAUCGGCUGUGGGUGCUGACAGCAGCCCACUGCCAGCUUCACUUUGCCAAAGGCCAGUCUCCCAAGGUGGUUUUAGGAGCACACUCUCUCUCAACAAAAGAGGCCUCGAAACAAACAUUUGAGAUUCAAAAGCUCAUACCAUUCCCAAGAUUUAGAUCGGAUCCUACAUCGAAUGAUCUCAUGCUGAUUAAGCUUCACACGGCUGCAAAACUCAACAAGAAUGUCCAGCUGCUCCAUCUAAUAUUCAAACACGGUAUUAGAGCUGGAACCAAAUGCCAAGUUAUUGGCUGGGGAGCCACUGACCCGGAUUUGUUAAUCCCCUCAGAUACCCUGCAAAAAGUCACUGUUACUGUGAUAAGUCGAAAAGUUUGCAACAGCCAAAGUUACUACAAUCACAACCCUGUUAUAACUGAAGACAUGGUAUGUGCAGGAGACACCAAAGGCCAGAAGGAUUCCUGCCAGGGUGACUCAGGUGGGCCCUUGAUCUGUAAAGGUGCCUUCCGUGCCAUAGUCUCUGGAGGUUUCAAAUGUGGUGAAGCUAAGAAACCUGGAGUCUACACCCUAUUAACCAAGAAAUACGAAGCUUGGAUCAAAACCAACCUUGCACAUUAAAAUUACACAUGAUUUUCUUGGAUCUACUACUUGCUUGCUUUUUUCAUAAUAUGCUCUACAGGCCAACUUGAUCUUCAGAUAUGGGUUGCUAUAGUUAAAACAGGGCACAGAUGGCAUCUAGUUCUGCCCCCUUAUGACUGAUUUUGUUAACGAAUCAAAUUCUUUAUCCUGUAUAUCACUAAUGUAUGUCUACUAUGCUGAUUUCAUUCUGAAUAAAAUUUAGAAGACUGUUUUGUCUUUGAUGGAAAUAAGGUAAAGCAAGUGAUACCCCCUACUCCACCUGCCCUCCCCAAAGGGCAAAGAGGUGAUUAAAUAAGACAGUAAUGAUACCAUCUUCAGCCAGGGGUAUGUUGUGAUUUCUGCUGGAUCAUCAUAAGUUGUCUUUUUUGAAAAGAAACAGUAAAUGCUAACUCCCCAACUCAAAUUAGAAUAGAAUCAUCAAGGUUUAUAGAAAUAUUUAAGAUUGCAUUUAUUAUUUAUUUAUGCCACACUUGGUUACAGAAAGAACUAAAACAGUGUACACAAAUACCUGCAAUAAAACAAAAUUUAAAAAGUAAGUUGGGGAAGAAAUUGAGGCAAAGGAGAAAUGAGAGUAGGAAAAAGAUGAAGGCCAGAGUGUUGUUAAUGCCCAAAGUCCGUUAAGUUUCUUCCUAUAUGUUUGCUAGGAGGAGUGACAUUUUGCUCUGCGCUUUCCAUUAACCAAUGCAAAAAGAUCAACGCAAUCCAUUAUGUGAAUUACAGUGUUCAGGAAAUAAAAAUAAAAUAUUUUCUUCGCCGAGAAGUAGGACCACUUGUGCUGGAACUGGAACUAGAGAGAAAUUCUCCCACUGUUCUCUUAAGAAGGACACUGUGACAUGGUUCCCAUACCCCUACCCUCAGGAUCAGCUGAGAAGAUUGUUUUUAAUACAGAAUUCCCUGGCCCCUUUCCCAAAAAUUCAGGUUGAAUAGGUUUGAGGUGGGCCGGGAAAUCUGUAUUGUUUAAAAGCAAGUCAGUUGAUUCUGAUAAAUGGGCAAAUCUGAAAUCCACUGAUAAUGAACUGCCUUAAUAACAUCUUACAAUAAAGACAGCAAUGGGGAGUACACAACGUGGGAUUGUUUUGUGUAAAUUCUUCAGGGUACACUGAUGGCUUAAGACCAAAGUGCAAUUCCGUAAGUGCACUUCAGGGUCUCAGCUGUCUUAGACUGGGGUAGACCAAUGACUAGAGCGGUGACAAUUUCUAGUUUGGGAUGGUGGUAGGGAAUGGGAAGAGUCCUUUAGUCUUCUCCUCCUUCAACAGUCAGAAGCCAAAGGUUAACCUCAGCUUCUAUAUUUAAUUUGAGUGUGAGAGGGUAAAUAGGGUUCCUUUCCAGGUGGCACAUCAAGUUUUCUUAUAUCCAUAUAGAAAUGGACGUUUUUGGUUGGCUGGCUGCUUAGUUGGUUGGUUGGUUGGCUGGUUGGCUGGUUGGCUGGCUGGCUGAUUGGUUGUUGGUUAAUUUUUGGCAUGGUUCUUAGAAACCAAUAACAAGCACAACACUGAACUAUGAAUACUUAGACAAAUGGAAGCACUGGUAAAAAGUAACCUAAUAAAAAUCAUAUAAAUGCUUUGAGAGGGUAAGUAAAAAUACUUUUCUAUAAGUAUGUCACCUUGUGUCAUUUUGAUUCAUUAAAAAUGUAUUGAUUAUCACCCCAAAAUCCCAAAGUAUAUUUCAUAAGAAAAGAAAGGGGAAAUUUUGCAGAGACUCUGGACUCACUAUUAAAAAAAUAAUUCUAAAUCUAUUUCCUCUAAAUUUCAAAUCUGUGGAAAAUAUCCUGUAAGUCUUUUUAACAACAAGGACUGUUGAGAUCACCCCUGAUUACAGUUGGUGAGUAUCCUGAAAAGCUGUCACUAAAACCUAAGAGUUGCUUUUUUAUUUCAAACACCAUGGUGUUAACAUCCAAUAGUCAAACUAGAUUAAAUUGCCAGACAGGAAGCUUUGUUCAACAGCUGUGGCAGAACUGGAGACUCUGAAAUUGGAAGAUAAACAGUUUAUUUUGACAAGCAGCUGAUGAUGGAGCCACAAUUGAAAUGUAUCCCUUAUCUUUUCAGGGAAAUAGUAUUUGGUUAAACAUACGGACAUCUCCCCAGCAGAGCCUAAAAGAGGAUAGUAUUUUAAUUUGGGGAGUUCUGUGUUUGAGAGCUUAUUUGAUUCUAUCUGUGGCUUCAAAUGGAACUUGAGAGUCAAACUGAGGCAAAUAGCCAGAUUUAAAAAUUGCUUAAAGGUUUUAGGGGAAAAUGGUUUGCUGAGUUCCUAGGUUGUGCAAAUAAUUAAUGCACUUGUCUGCUAACCAAAAGGCUGCAGGUUCAAGUCCACCCAGAUAUGCCUCAGAAGAAGGGCCUGGUGAUCCAUGUCGAAAAAUCAACCACUGAAAACUCUAUGGAGCACAGUCCUGCUCUGCACACAUGAGGUCACCCUGAGUCAGAGUUGUUUCAGCUGCAAUCUGUCGUGGUCGUAGUGUCUUUCUGAGUCAUCCAUUUUCUCCCUUCUUUGUGACUGUGAAUACAGCACAUUUGCUUUCUCCACAGACAUACAAGAUGACUUCAAGCUUUUAUGCCCACCCUGUUUUA
Loxodonta africana (African savanna elephant) is the source of this 3445-nucleotide messenger RNA. It is a transcript of the gene GZMK, whose product is annotated as granzyme K. Gene Ontology annotation, molecular function: serine-type endopeptidase activity. Gene Ontology annotation, biological process: proteolysis; negative regulation of oxidoreductase activity; positive regulation of apoptotic process. The coding region runs from base 78 to 860 and encodes 260 amino acids. The record is from RefSeq and is a predicted model, not a curated record. The transcript has 5 exons. NCBI's taxonomy places the organism in Eukaryota, Metazoa, Chordata, Mammalia, Proboscidea, Elephantidae.